GCGGGCUUGGGGCUGUUUCCCUUCAAUGACCAGAAAGGGUGAGGCCUCCGCGUGGCCCGGGGAUUGGAGCCGAGGGUCGCGGGCCGUUCGAGCACUGCGACCGGAACAGACCCAGCCCCGUCUCCAAAUUUAGUUUUCCUGGCAGGUUGAUUUCAAGGCAAUAUGUCCUCCGCUUCUAUGAAAGAGUGCCUGCAGCUUCAGCUGCUGGAGAUGGAAAUGCUGUUUUCUAUGUUUCCUAACCAAGGAGAAGUGAAACUUGAAGAUGUAAAUGUUCUGACGACUAUAAAGAGAUAUUUGGAAGGCACAAGGGAGGCGUUGCCACCAAAAAUUGAAUUUAUAAUCACACUCCAGAUUGAGGAGCCCAAGGUGAAAAUUGAUUUGCAAGUAACCAUGCCUCACAGCUACCCCUAUGUAGCAUUGCAGCUGUUUGGACGGUCAUCUGAGCUUGACAGACAACAGCAGCUACUUCUCAACAGAAGUCUCACUUCUUAUAUAGGGACUUUUGAUCCAGGUGAGCUGUGUGUGUGUGCAGCAAUCCAGUGGUUACAGGACAACAGUGCCUCCUAUUUCCUGAACAGAAAGCUGGUUUACGAACCAUCUACACAAGCAAAGCCAGUCAAGAACACAUUUCUCCGAAUGUGGAUCUACAGCCACCACAUAUAUCAGCAGGACUUAAGGAAAAAGAUUUUGGAUGUUGGGAAAAGGUUAGAUGUGACUGGAUUUUGUAUGACAGGAAAGCCUGGUAUAAUCUGUGUGGAAGGCUUCAAGGAGCACUGUGAGGAAUUCUGGCACACAAUCAGGUAUCCCAACUGGAAACACAUUUCCUGUAAACAUGCUGAGAGUAUCGAAACCGAAGGAAAUGGGGAGGAUCUGCGCCUUUUCCAUUCUUUUGAAGAAUUACUCCUCGAGGCCCAUGGCGACUACGGAUUAAGGAAUGACUAUCACAUGAAUCUGGGCCAGUUCUUAGAAUUCCUAAAAAAACACAAAAGUGAGCAUGUUUUCCAGAUAUUAUUUGGUAUUGAAAGCAAAAGUUCAGAUUCCUAGGAGGGUAUUAAAAGGCCUAUGCUUAUAAUCUCACCAAGUCAGUAUUUCUGUUAAUAAAACCAAAGUAAACAGGCCGAUGGCUGUUUAGCAUCCCUGUGAGAAACCUGGCUGCAGACGUUGUGCAUAGGCUGUUACCCUUACCGCAGUGCACUCGUGACGUCAUCUCCAUGUUCUUGUGUUAUCUUACAGCUGCUUAA
Molecule: messenger RNA, 1241 nt
Organism: Molossus molossus (Pallas's mastiff bat)
Lineage: Eukaryota; Metazoa; Chordata; Mammalia; Chiroptera; Molossidae
Gene: RWDD2A
Product: RWD domain containing 2A
Exons: 3
Coding region: 163-1044 (293 amino acids)
Molecular function (GO): protein binding
Source: RefSeq, a predicted model, not a curated record